GAAGGCUGGAGUGUGGGUCUUUGGGGGUUAUCUCCUCUAUUGUUGAUGCUGCAUUCUUAUUUCUUAAAAACAGAAAAAGCUAUAUAAUAAUAUUAGGGAUAAAUAUAUAUUAAAAAGGUUAAGGAGAAGAGAAGGAAACCAAAGCACAGACUGUCUUCUUCAUCCUACUCUGUCUCCUCUCUCCAUUUUUAUUCUCAACUUCAUUUUUGUCUUCUAUUCCUCUCUCUUCACUUCCCACCGAUGCUCCAAAUACCCAACGCCGCCGAUGACGACGACAUGGACGACGGUAUGAAGUGCACUUACCAUCCUUAUCGGACCAACCAAGGAGGGAUCUGCGCUUUAUGUCUUCAAGAAAAGCUCGGCAAAUUAGUCUCUUCUUCCCCUCUUCCUCUUCCACCUUCCUCUUCUUCUUCUUCUUCCUCUGCCUCUUUCAGAUCUGAUUUUGCCGCCGCCCGUCACUCUGCUCUUUCCUCUCUUCAAUUUCCCCCUCAAAAUAGAAAUCACUGCCACGAUCACGCCGCGCCGGCGAGGACUCGAAUCCCCUUUCUGUCGAAGAAGAAGAAGAAGCAGCCGGAGAUAGGUUUCCGCCGGAGUAAAUCCACUACCACUCCGGCUAGAGGGAAAUUUCUGGAUCCUUAUCACGCUGAAGAUUACAGCCCUAAGAACAGAGGAUGGAUUUGGUCACUGUUUGAUCUUUCUACUAAAUCCCAUUCAACGAGAAAAAUCGAUCAUGGGGGUUUGCGAGAAAGUUCGAAGAUCGCGUCUUUACCAACCGCCGCGACGUCGGAGAAGCUGAAGGGAAAAUGCACGCAAACAUCUAAAGAUUUCUGCAACACCGGCACGGCGGAGGACGACGACGGAGGUGGAGACGAUAGUCCGUACAGUAGUCAAGCUUCUGCUUCAGUCUCGUCGUUUGAACGGAAGGUUUCAAGAUCCAGAUCCGUCGGGUGCGGCAGCCGGAGUUUCUCCGGCGACUUCUUCGAAAGAAUCACCGGUUUCGGCGACUGUACGUUACGAAGAGUGGAAUCUCACAGAGAGGGAAAACCCAAAAUAAACCCCACCGCCGUGGCCACGGUGCCGGACGGCAACGAUUGCCUGAAAGAACGGGUGAAAUGUGGUGGAAUAUUCGGCGGAUUCAUGAUUCAGACAUCGUCAUCUUCGUCAUCAGCGUCAUCGUCGUACUGGGUAUCAUCAUCCUCCGGCGAAGAAGGGAGAUUCCAGCAGGCAACGUAUGGUCAGGCCGGGCGGAGCAAGAACAAAGGGUGGGCAUUUGCUAGUCCGAUGAGAGCGUUCACGAAGCCAUCGUCUUCAUCAUCAGAAGGGAAAAGAGAAUCAUCGGAGAAAAAUUCGACUCCAAAUUUAGACGCCAUUCCUUCAUUGCUGGCUGUAAGAAUCUGAACAAAAAAUUGGACAACGAAAACUAAGAUGCAGUAAUUUUAAUUUACAUGUUAAUCAUGAAAUUAAUUAUCUUUUCUUAUUAUUACUAUUUGUUUUUAAAAAAUUAUCAGUUGAUAUUGUAAAUCAUGUUGUUGUUAUUGAGACUUUAGAGACUCAAAACUUUUCCCCAACCUUCAUUGUUUCCUUUCUGUAUUUUCGAAUUUUGUCCACUGGGCAUCACCGGUGGGUCCUUCCUUUCUUUUCUUUUCUUUUUUUCAUGUACUAAAUAUCCACUAAAUUAAAUAAUUCUUUUUGGUCAUCCAUCAAUAACAUAGAUUUAUUAUUUCUUAA
Cucumis sativus (cucumber) is the source of this 1728-nucleotide messenger RNA. RefSeq lists its product as uncharacterized. The transcript has a single exon. The record is from RefSeq and is a predicted model, not a curated record. The coding region runs from base 241 to 1398 and encodes 385 amino acids. Lineage: Eukaryota; Viridiplantae; Streptophyta; Magnoliopsida; Cucurbitales; Cucurbitaceae.